AUGGCGCUCGACGAGUACUACCGCAACAAGAUCGAGAGCAUGAAGCUCGAGAUCCUCAAGGGCCAAGCUGCUCUCCGACGUCUCGAAGCUCAACGAAAUGACUACAACUCGCGCGUGCGGUUACUGAGAGAGGAGCUCGGUCUGCUGCAGCAGCCGGGGUCCUAUGUCGGCGAGGUGGUCAAGGUGAUGAGCACCAAGAAGAUCCUCGUCAAGGUGCACCCAGAGGGCAAAUACGUGGUCGACGUGUCAGACAGCGUGGACGUCGGCAAGCUCACGCCUGGCAAGCGCGUGACGCUCCUAUCCGACAGCUACAAACUUGAGAAGCUCCUCCCUUCCUCUGUCGAUCCCCUCGUCUCGCUGAUGAUGGUCGAGAAGGUGCCGGACAGCACAUACGACAUGAUUGGUGGUCUGGACCAGCAGAUCAAGGAGAUUAAGGAAGUCAUCGAACUUGGUCUCAAGCACCCCGAGCUCUUCGAAUCGCUCGGCAUCGCACAGCCCAAGGGCGUCCUGCUCUACGGGCCCCCCGGUACAGGAAAGACCCUGCUGGCACGAGCGGUCGCGCAUCACACGGCUUGCAAGUUUAUCAGGGUCUCGGGAUCAGAACUUGUGCAAAAGUACAUUGGUGAGGGUAGCCGCAUGGUCCGAGAGCUGUUCAUCAUGGCACGUGAACAUGCGCCUUCAAUCAUCUUCAUGGAUGAGAUUGACAGCAUCGGUUCCUCGCGUGUCGAGGGCUCCUCUGGUGGUGAUUCAGAGGUCCAGCGAACAAUGUUGGAGCUGCUCAAUCAGCUGGACGGUUUCGAGCCGACAAAGAACAUCAAAAUCAUCAUGGCCACCAAUCGUCUCGACAUUCUCGACCCAGCGUUGCUACGACCCGGACGUAUCGACCGCAAGAUCGAGUUCCCCCCACCUAGCGUCGAGGCACGUGCAGACAUUCUGCGCAUUCACAGCAGGAAGAUGAACCUGACCCGUGGCAUCAACCUGAACAAGAUUGCAGAGAAAAUGAACGGUUGCUCGGGAGCCGAGCUGAAGGGUGUCUGCACGGAAGCUGGCAUGUACGCGCUGCGUGAGCGCAGAGUGCACGUCACACAGGAGGACUUUGAGCUGGCGACCGCCAAGAUCCUCAACAAGCACGACGACAAGGAGGUGUCGCUCGGCAAAUUGUGGAAGUAA
Messenger RNA from Emericellopsis atlantica, 1170 nucleotides. RefSeq names its product P-loop containing nucleoside triphosphate hydrolase protein. Gene Ontology annotation, cellular component: proteasome regulatory particle, base subcomplex. The coding region runs from base 1 to 1170 and encodes 389 amino acids. The record is from RefSeq and is a predicted model, not a curated record. Gene Ontology annotation, biological process: proteasome-mediated ubiquitin-dependent protein catabolic process. Gene Ontology annotation, molecular function: proteasome-activating activity; ATP hydrolysis activity; ATP binding. The transcript is spliced from 2 exons. Lineage: Eukaryota; Fungi; Ascomycota; Sordariomycetes; Hypocreales; Bionectriaceae.